AUGGGCGCGCCAAUUUCGCCCAUCAUGGCGGAGCUGGGCCGCUGGAUCCGCACCGAGCUGAAGCCGCCCCCCAGCGCCCUCCCCUCCGAGCCCGCCCUGCGCAGGCUGUGCAUGGGGCCCUGUGCCCCCAUCUGGGAUUACGUCAUCGGUCACGUGCGGCACCCGCGGAACGUGAAGAAGAUCAAAGGGAACCUGCUGUGGUACCGGCACCUCAAGGACAUACAGCAUGGGGUGGACUCAAGCAUGCCUUAUAUGGAAGUGGGCGUGGCCUUGAAGCAGCUGAGGGCGGAGCUUGACGUGGUGGGCGGGGCCGUGGGAGAGGCCGGGGCAGUGGUGCUGGAGCUGGAGGAGGCGCUGGGGGCGGAGCUUCGCCGCCAGGGGGCGGAGCGCCGCCGAGGGGCGGAGCUUCGGGCCCUGGGGGCAGAGGCAGUGCGGGAGGGGCUGCAGCUGCGGAAGGGGCGUGGCCAGAUAAGCUCCGCCCACCGGAACCCACAGCCAAAGCCGGGAAUAAAGAUGAAAGUGGCGGCCGUGUGCAGGCUGCGGGAGGAGGCACUGGAGGAGCUGCUGGAGCUCCGCCCCUUGUCGAGGCCGCAGGAGCUCACCAUGCUCUGGCUGCAGGAGGCCAAGGCGCUGCUGAACCAACACAGCCCGGAGGAGGUGCUGGAGGCCCUGGAGAGGCUGCGGAAGGGGUACCCCAAAAUCAGCCCUGACCCUGAUGCUCAGCCCGCUAUGAAGAGCCUCAUCCAGGACUGCUGGGUGGAUGUGGGGGGGCUCUGGGACCUCGUCCCCCCCUUGGCCUCCCGUUUGCCCACCCUGAGGCUCCGGCUGCUGCAGCUGCAGGGGGAGAUCCAGCUGCACCUGGAGGGGGACCCCCGAGCCCAGGAGGCUGCCAGGUUGAUGCUGGAGGCCGCAGGGCUCUCGGGGGCUCGGGGGGCCCUGCUCCAGCAGAGCCGGGAUCUAUGGGGCAGCCCCAUAGAGCCCGCAGAGGCUGCCCUGGGGCCAUUGAAGAGGCGGCUGCAGGAGGGGAAGCAGCGGCUGUCCCAUCGCUGGAUCCAGCUCCGGGCUUUGGCUGCAGCCAAUGGGAAGCUGCGGGCGCAGCUGCGGCCCCUGCAGGCCCAGGUCCUAGGGGCUGUGCGGCCCCCGCCAGGGCUGCAGGGGGAGGGGCAGCGGCUGCUGGAAGCGCUGAGCAUGCUGGGAAAGGAGAGGGUGCCCCUCCCCCAGAGCCCCGCCUACAGCCCCUUGCAGCCAAUCAGACGUGCCCUAGGGAUGGCAGAGAGUGAGCCCCCACAGGGGGCGCUGUUGCGAGCGGCAGCGCUGCGGGAGGAGCUGGAGCAGCUGCGGGGGGAGCUGGAGCAGCUGCGGGGGGCGUGGUCAGCGCAAGGGGCGGGGCCGGUUAAGCCCCGCCCACCCCGCGGACCCGCGGUGGGCGUGGCCAUCGCUGAGCUCCUCCCCCAGCUGCAAAUGGUGUCCAAGCACGUCCGGCAGCGCAUCGAAAACUGGCCCCACCUCCAGGACAUCGUCAGCCAAUGGUGGGAGCAGCCGGCUCAGUGGAUACCAGCUGCCUCCCCCAGCAACAUCCCCUUCUCCCAUUGGCUGAACCGCUGGUCCCAGGCUACCCAUGCCCUGGGCUUGCCCCGCCCCCUCCCCUUAGCCUCGCCCACCAGCGACGAGGAAGGGCGUGACCAGAGCAAGCCCCACCCCUGAGCCUUGGUUUCAUCAGAUGCUCCUAUUGGAUGGGGUGCAGGAGGCGGGGCUUCCAAUGGGGGGGGUGGCCUCAAGGCUGAGGCCCUGGAAGGGGAAUAGAGUAGGUCCUAUAGAAAUAAAGCAGGUCCUGUGUUAAUUACAUGUAAAUGAGGUUGUGCCCAUGUUAAUGAGAUGCAAAGCAGGCCUUGUGUUAAUAAACUCGUUCCCCCUGCAAUAUCAG
Molecule: messenger RNA, 1924 nt
Organism: Neopsephotus bourkii (Bourke's parrot)
Lineage: Eukaryota; Metazoa; Chordata; Aves; Psittaciformes; Psittacidae
Gene: HAUS5
Product: HAUS augmin like complex subunit 5
Exons: 20
Coding region: 1-1704 (567 amino acids)
Biological process (GO): spindle assembly; centrosome cycle
Cellular component (GO): centrosome; HAUS complex
Source: RefSeq, a predicted model, not a curated record